AUGGGAAGAUCAGCAUGUUGUGAUGAAAAUGGGUUAAAGAAAGGGCCGUGGACAGCAGAAGAAGAUGAAAAGCUGGUGGAGUACAUGGAGAGGUGCGGUGACGAUGGGAAUCAUCAUCGCGGCGGAAUUAGUUGGAGACAAGUGCCAAAGCUUGCAGGUUUGAAGAGGUGUGGAAAGAGCUGCAGGCUACGAUGGACCAACUAUCUGAGGCCUGAUAUCAAGAGGGGAAACUUCUCCCACCAAGAAGAGCAAACCAUCAUCAAUCUCCAUAAACUGCUCGGAAACAAAUGGUCCGAGAUAGCAAGCAACCUUCCGGGAAGGACUGAUAACGAAAUCAAGAACUUCUGGAACACCCAUUUAAAGAAGAAGCUGCUCCAAAUGGGAAUCGACCCCGUCACCCACACACCAAUUUCUGCAACUCAUGAUUAUCUCUCCACCAUAGCUGCUAGUACUAGCUUCAGUCCAUGCGAUUGGGCGCUCCUCCAGUACUUGAACUCCAAAAUCCAAGUGUUGCAAAAUAAUAUACUACAACGGCAAGGACUUCUAAUUAGCAACAACACUGGUCCUAAUGCAUAUGAUCAGUAUCGCUCAUGUAUGCUAGGGAUGGAGAUGGAGGCUGCUGCAGUUAAUUAUUAUAAUAAUUAUGUUUUAGGGUCAUCACCAUCCAGAAGCUGCUCAGUUCCGGACCAACAGCUAGUAUAUCAUCAUGGGCAUGGACUUGGAUAUGAUUAUGAUGAUUUAAAUAGUGCAACCAUGAUGAAUCGUCAUUCUAAUUGUCUCCAAGGUACUUCUUUCGGGACUAGUGAGUAUGAUCAUCAUGAUUCCAAGUUUGCCAUUCCAAAUAUGAAAGUCCCAUCCAGUACUGAUGAUGAUCAUCAUAAGCUGCAGUAUGGUGAGGGUGGUCAUCAUUAUCAUCAAUUGCCUGUUUUGGUUUCAGCAGCCACCUCGGCCUACGUCACUAUCACUCAUGAUACUACUGCUAAUGAUCAAUUUGCUACCCCAAAUAUUCCUCAUAGAUCACCUUUCUAA
Rosa rugosa (rugosa rose) is the source of this 1029-nucleotide messenger RNA. Its product is annotated as transcription factor MYB41-like. The transcript has 2 exons. Bases 1 to 1029 code for a protein of 342 amino acids. Lineage: Eukaryota; Viridiplantae; Streptophyta; Magnoliopsida; Rosales; Rosaceae. The record is from RefSeq and is a predicted model, not a curated record.